Messenger RNA from Cladophialophora immunda, 5204 nucleotides. RefSeq lists its product as hypothetical. Lineage: Eukaryota; Fungi; Ascomycota; Eurotiomycetes; Chaetothyriales; Herpotrichiellaceae. The coding region runs from base 443 to 4990 and encodes 1515 amino acids. Gene Ontology annotation, molecular function: DNA-directed RNA polymerase activity; DNA binding. The transcript has 2 exons. The record is from RefSeq and is a predicted model, not a curated record. Gene Ontology annotation, biological process: DNA-templated transcription.
GAAUGAUUCACGCCGCAACUUGCACUGCGCUGAUCCCGCAUGCGAACUCUAGAUCUUCUGCCACGUUCAGCGAGGGCUCAUCUUUUGAGCUGAGAACCAGCAGUCGCGCCGAUGCCUGACCCUCCGUGUACCGCAUCCCCACGCCGUUCCCUGCGGUGAUAGAGAAGGCAACAUGGCUGCAGCCACGCAGGUCCAGGAUAUGACCCUAGGGAAAGAGCAAGUGAUAAAUGACGUUCCGAAGGUGAUCAAAGAACUUCAGUUUGGCGUCUUGUACGGUUGAACUCGGUGGUACUUGAGGAACGAUUCUGAUGUCUCUAGGUCGGAUCAAGACAUAAUCAAUCAGUCUGCCGUUGAACUUGUCGACCGCCGCUUAUUCGAUCUCGACAAGACACGCUCAGAUGGAACUCGUGCUAUUGCUGAAUAUGGGCCCCUUGAUAGGCGCAUGGGCGUUUCGUCUAAGCAGAACGCAUGCGAAACCUGCGGGAAACAUCUGCAAGAGUGCAACGGCCACUUUGGACAUGUCCGACUGGUCCUUCCUGUCUAUCACGUUGGAUACUUUAGAAAAGUGAUCCAGAUUCUACAGAGUAUUUGCAAGGACUGUUCCUGCAUUCUUCUCUCCGAAGCCGACCGCCGAAAAUUCCUGAGCGCAAUCCGCAGAUCGCAAAAUGAUACCCUGAAACAGACUUCUAUUGUCAGACGGGUUGCGGAUCAGUGCAAAAAGACGAAAGUAUGCUUCGAAUGCGGCGCUAUCAAUGGCUUGGUUCGAAAAGCCACAACACAUUCUCUCAAGAUCACCCACGACAAGUUCAAGUCCUACAAUGCCUCUACCUCAGCGAAAAAGGUACCGCCGCCCGAAAAGGUAGCGUUCGACAAAUCUUUCGAGAGUGCAAAGCUUGCCAACUCGGAACUUGAGAAGCAUCUCAAGAAGGCAAUGGACGAUCUGACCCCUCUUCGAGCCCUGCGCCUGUUCAAACGAAUCCGCCGUGCCGAUCGUGAACUGCUCGGGCUGUUCGCUGCGAAACCAGAAUCUUUCCUCUGGACAUACGUCCCUGCUCCUCCUGCGUGUAUCCGACCGUCGGUGGGACAAGAGGCCUCAAGCACAGAAGACGACAUCACCGCUAAGCUUGGGGACAUUGUCGCUGCAAAUGAUGCACUGCGCGAAACUCUGGAGAAGGGUUUGCCAACCUCGCAAAUCAUGGAACACUGGGAUUAUUUGUCUCUGCAACUGGCGAUGUACAUCAACAGUGACGUACCAGGUCUAGCCAAAGGCGAAUUUGGCAAACAGAUCAGAGGUUUCGUCCAACGUCUCAAAGGCAAGCAAGGACGCUUUCGAGGUAACCUUUCAGGCAAACGUGUCGAUUUCUCGGCGCGGACUGUCAUCUCCCCGGACCCUAACCUGCGCAUUGAUGAAGUCGCAGUCCCCAUACUCGUGGCAAAGAACAUGACGUACCCGGAAGUGGUCAACGAGCUCAACAUUGAAAAACUACGACAACGAGUACGUAAUGGGCCUGAUGUUUGGCCAGGGGCAAACCAUGUGAUUAAGAAAGAAGGGUUCAAAAACUCUCUAAAAUACAACAAUCAGCUCACUGCGAGUCAUCUGAAGGAAGGAGACAUCGUUGAGCGCCACCUCGAAGAUGGAGAUGUGGUUUUGUUCAACCGCCAGCCGUCCCUGCACAAACUCAGUAUCCUUAGCCAUUUCGUCAAAGUUCGGCCACAUCGGACGUUUCGAUUGAACGAAUGCGUCUGCAACCCCUACAACGCCGACUUUGACGGGGAUGAAAUGAAUCUCCACGUCCCCCAGACAGAAGAAGCUCGGACGGAGGCAAUGCUCUUGAUGGGCGUCAAGCAUAACAUCGUGACACCCAAAAAUGGCGAACCUAUUAUUUCGGCAAUUCAGGACUUUAUCACCGCGUCGUUCCUCUUGAGCAGCCUGGACCAGUUCUUCGACAAGAAAACAUUCGUGACAAUGUGCUGUGGGAUGCUGGAGCCCGACACACAGUUCGACCUUCCCCCACCCGCAAUUAUCAAGCCUCAGACACUCUGGACAGGCAAGCAGGUUUUUAGCGUCUUGAUACGGCCGAACAAGGAGUCGAACGUGACAGUCAAUCUUGAUGCCGCUUGCCGAGACCACAAUCAAUACCACCCUGGCCUACAUCGAGACCUUCAGGAUGAUAGUUUCUUAUGCAUCCGUAAUUCAGAGGUGCUUUGCGGUAGGAUGGACAAGGCAACGGUAGGAUCUGGAAAGAAAAACUCGAUCUUCUACAUUCUCUACCGCGACUUCGGGCCCGAUGCAGCCGCUCAGGGGAUGAAUCGCUUGUCGAAACUCUGCGCAAGAUGGCUCGGCAACCAAGGCUUCACUGUUGGCAUCAGUGAUGUCACGCCGCCCGAAAAGCUCGUCAAGGAGAAGGCUGAAAUGAUAGCCAAGGUAUUCGACGAGUGUAGCUCCUUUGUCCGCGCUUCAAAGGCAGGUAAGCUGAAACGAAAAGCCGGUUUGGACGACGCAGGGACCCUCGAAGCAGAGCAGAUCCGAGUGUUGAGUACGGUCCGAACCAACAUUGCAGGAAUUCUGACCUCUCAACUCAGCAAGAACAACACACCAAUGGUCAUGGCUGUCUCUGGCUCCAAGGGUUCGAACAUCAAUGUGGCUCAAAUGGCAGCUCUUCUAGGACAACAAGAUAUUGAAGGAAAGCGUGUUGCCGAUGGCUUCCAGGACCGUACAUUACCGCAUUUCCUGAAGCAUGAACGAUCGCCUCCAUCGAAAGGCUUUGUUUCGAACAGCUUUUUCAGUGGACUUUUGCCAUACGAGUUCUUGUUCCACGCAGUGGGUGGUCGAGUUGGGCUUGUGGACACUGCGGUCAAGACAGCAGAAACCGGUUACAUGUCCAGGCGACUGAUGAAGUCUCUCGAAGAUCUCUCUACCAACUACGACCGCACGGUCCGCAACUCCGCUUCCAACAUUGUACAGUUUCGUUUCGGAGAUGAUGAUCUCGAUCCCGUCGAUAUGGAGGCAAGUGCUAAACCAGUCGACUUCGAACGCACCUACGCUCAUGUCGAGGCGACCACGUUUGAUAUCAAGGACCAAGGCCUGAAGGAUACCGAGAUAUUUGGUGUCAUGGAAGAGAUCCUCUCGACAAAGAGAGGUCUUCUGAAAAGGGUCGGCCUCAAUAGUGUUGAACUUCACUAUGACACUGAUGACGACAGGUUGGUUGACCAAAAUGAGAGCAACCGAGCAUUCCUGCAGUCAAUACAUGACUUUAUUAUGGCAAAGUGCCACACCUUCAAUGAGGCAAGGGCGAAGAAAAAUCAGUUUGCUUUGCCACCCUCUGGAUCGAGCUUUAAGGGAAAGCGAAAAGCUGAAGCUGAGCUAGACGAUGUGGGAGAGGGGACACCUGCGCAGAAACGACGUUCGGGCAGAAAAGGCGCAAUUCCUACCACAUGGAAAGUUUCGAAGAACCAACAGUCCGUCCCAAUGGACGAUCGCGUACGGAGGAAGCCGCCUCCAUCCACGAAAGACCGCUUUGAACUCACGUCCAAACUCUCCGAGAAAACGCUACAAGCUUUUGUGAACCUCUGCUUGGAGAAAUAUGAGCGCGCGCGUGUGGAACCCGGGCAUGCGGUCGGAGCUGUCGGUGCACAGUCCAUAGGAGAACCUGGAACCCAAAUGACGCUGAAAACCUUUCACUUUGCCGGUGUCGCUGGUAUGAGUUUGACAGCGGGUGUUCCUCGAAUCAAGGAAAUCAUCAACGCCUCAAGGGAGAUCAGUACGCCCGUCAUCACUUGCCGGUUGGAGCGCAGACGAGAUCUGUCGAUACCUGAAGGCCUUGCCCGUAUCGUCAAAGGUCGAAUUGAAAGCCUCUUUCUGGCAGACGUGACAUCUCUCAUCAAAAUCCGCCACUUUGUGGAUACACCAAGUUGCAUCGACCUCGAGGUCUCACUGGACACGAUUACCGAGCUCGGUCUGGAUCUCACAGUGGAGGACCUUGUAAUUGCCAUCCAGAAACAUCGACAGCUCAAAUCUGCCAAGUUAAGGAUCGAGUUUCUCCGCAAAGAUAAGCUCAGACUCUUUACGGAAUCUGCAAUCAAAUCGGCAAAGAGAGGGUCCGCGGCGAAGGCUGAUGAAGAAGGUCAGAGUGAACGUCUCAUUCGCCUUGAGACUCUGCGUCGCAUCUUGCCGAACGUGCACGUCCUUGGCCAUCCUCAGGCAACCCGGGCAGUGGUCAUGGCAGAAGACGAUCCAAGGUCAGAUGAAAUCAAGGCCAUGCGUAGAGCUUUGGCACAAGGGAUGAAAACCGAGCAGGCGUAUUCUAGCACCGACGCUGGAGUCAAAAAUGAGGCCGCCGGCGAAACAGCCACUGUUUCGUCUAAACCGUCCUCCUCGAAAGUCAAACUCGAAGAGCCAUCACCAUCCAGUUCCCCCCAGUCCGUGCCGCAGAAGGACACCGCGCCUGUCCAGAUGCACAAAGUUAUGGUCGAAGGCUACGGCCUCCGCUACUGCAUGAAUACCGAAGGUGUCGACCCGUAUCAUACCGAAACAAACUCUGUGAUGGAAACUCUUCAGGUCCUCGGCAUUGAAGCCGCACGCUCCAAAAUCAUCACCGAGAUUCAGGAAGUCACUAAGGGUCUGUCAAUCGAUCCGCGGCAUAUGUAUCUGUUGGCCGACGUGAUGACCUACAAAGGCGAGGUUCUGGGCAUUACACGUUUCGGGCUUGCCAAAAUGCGAGACUCGGUGUUACAGUUGGCCAGUUUCGAAAAGACGGCAGACCACGUCUUUGAUGCCGGUGCGGCGGGCAAGGUCGACCGGAUCGAGGGCGUUAGCGAGAGUGUGAUUGUAGGCAAGACCAUGGGCGUGGGCACCGGCAGCGUCGAGGUGGUAAGAUAUUUGAACCUUGGUGCCGACGCCGCAAGUAAGACGGGAGCGUUGAAGAAGAAAGAGUGCAUUUUUGAGGAGAGCUGGGAGAGGGCAGCCAGACAGGAGAGGAAGAGGAAGUGAGUGUAGGAUUACAGUCCCGUGUCAGCGUCGCUUUUGAGGCGAAAAGAUAAUGCUUGUCGACUUACGAGCCAUAUGCACUGGGAGAGCAACACAGACGUCUGCCGGAUACCUUUGGAGGCUUGUAAUAUGAACGCACUAUGGCGAAACACCGCAAGGAUGAUAGAUAUCUCUCGUGGAAAAAUCAAACGAGCAUAGAGCAUAACGCAAUCCACGG